Raphanus sativus (radish) is the source of this 833-nucleotide messenger RNA. Its product is annotated as RING-H2 finger protein ATL78. Gene Ontology annotation, molecular function: transferase activity. Lineage: Eukaryota; Viridiplantae; Streptophyta; Magnoliopsida; Brassicales; Brassicaceae. Bases 46 to 690 code for a protein of 214 amino acids. The transcript has a single exon. Gene Ontology annotation, biological process: protein ubiquitination. The record is from RefSeq and is a predicted model, not a curated record.
ACGGAAACAUAGAAACCCACACAACUAUCUUAAAAUCAAGUUAACAUGUCAACUUUCAUGUCUGUUCCGACCAUGAAACAAACUCAGAUCUUUCAAGAUAUUAUUCGAAGUUCUCACGCAAGAAGACUACUACUUGAUCAGUCACCAAGUCCAGCACCGUCCCCAUACGAAGAUGACAUCAACUUUGAUGCAAAUGUUGUCAUGGUUCUUUCAGUCCUCUUAUGUGCACUCGUUUGCUCGCUUGGACUCAACUCUGUAAUAAGAUGUGCCUUGAGGUGCUCCAGUUUAGAACCAUCCGAAGCUGGUGACAACCAACCAGCAGCUCGCUUGAGCAACACAGGGGUCAAACGAAAAGCCUUGAAGAGUUUCCAGACAGUAAGUUACUCUGCUGAUUUGAAUCUUCCUGGCCUAGAUACAGAGUGUGCCAUAUGUCUCUCGGAGUUUAUAUCCAAAGAGCGUGUGAAGCUGCUUCCGACAUGCCACCACGGAUUUCAUGUCCGGUGUAUAGACAAGUGGCUUAGUGCACACUCAUCCUGUCCCACCUGCAGGCACUGCCUCAUCCAGACAUGCCAGAAGAUCGCCGACUGCAGCCAAACAAGCUCGUUAAACACUACUGAACCACCGCAAGAUAGCAUUAUCGUGCAAAUAGCACCUCUACAACCAGAAAGAUGGAUACGCUGUUUUAGAUGAAACUAUUCACCUACCUACACAGAGUAGCAGUAAUGUCUAUAACCCGAUUGAAGUAAUAUUGUAAUUCGAAUUAGACGAGAUCACAAGUUUAGCAAUUCCAUGUUAACGUUGUAAAUAUUACGAGAAAUGUUACUUUCUUCAUA